This is a messenger RNA of Stylonychia lemnae, 4353 nucleotides long. Lineage: Eukaryota; Ciliophora; Spirotrichea; Sporadotrichida; Oxytrichidae. The record is from the annotation of a GenBank genome assembly.
AUGACAACUCCUGUAAAUCAUCAAAAUAAAAACAAGACACCUCCUCCACCACAUAUAGAGAUGAUAGAAUUAAAGCAAUUCUUCAAAUUUGUGCAUGGUUGGGACAAAGUUCUCAUGGUUAUCGGAACUAUCUCAGCAGUUAUUACAGGUUUACUCUUACCUUCACUUGCAAUAGUGAUGGGAGAAGUUACUAAUACUUUUGAUCCAGACAACACUGCAGAACAAAUCAAGGACUAAAUGUCUAUACUUGCUGGUUAUAUCUCCUUAGUAGGACUAGGCACAUGGUUAUUUGGCUACGUCUUCUAUUCUUUCUGGCAACAUCUGGCAGAAAAUAUCUCAUUUGAUCUCAGAAGUAAAUUCCUACAUUCCAUACUUAAACAAGAGGUUGCCUUCUUCGAGAAGCAAAAUGUGGAGUAAUUACCAUCAUAGAUUGGAGAAAACUUUUCAAUCAUUCAAGAUGCUAUUGGAGAGAAGUUUUCCGGUAUUAUUUUCACAACAUUUACUUUGAUUUCCGGUAUCGGCAUAGCGUUUUAUAGAGGUGCUGAUUUUGCAGCAAUCUGCUUUGCAUAUUUCCCUUUCAUUAUGGUUAUCAUCACACUUUUUGGAGCUCAAGUUAAGAAAGCUGCAAUUAGAAAAGUAAUGGUGUCUAAAAAGAUGGGCGGUGUCGUUGAAGAAAGCUUCGGCGCCAUUAGAUUAAUUAUGUCAUUUGCUCAAGAGGAAAGAGAACUGAAAAAAUUUCAGCAAUUAGCUGAUGAGACUAGGCAAAUAGCACAUUCAAGUGAGUAUUGGCUUGCUGGAUUUAUCGGAUUUUUCAGACUUUCAAUCUUUGGAUUUUAUUGCUUCUCAUUCUGGAUUGCUACAAUUUAUAUUGACCAUAAGAUGGUAAACCCUAAUACAGGACAUCAGUAUUCAGUUGGUGAAUUAUUAUCAGUACUAGUAAGUCUUAUGACUGGUAUGACAAUGCUAUUUGGUCUCAACCCAAAUGUUUAGGCUUUGAUAAGAGCUAAAGUCGUUGGAAGGAUGGUGUUUGAAGUGAUUGAUAGGACACCUCUGAUUUGGGAUAAUGACGUGGCUAUUAAGGAAUUUGAGGUAAAGGAGAAAAUAAGAUUCGAAAAGGUUACAUUCAAAUAUCCAACUGCCUAAGAAAAUAUUAAGAAUGUUUUAGAAGGUGCUUCAUUUGAGAUCAAAGCAGGUCAGACUACAGCUAUAGUAGGACCCUCUGGUUCUGGAAAAAGCACUAUCAUUCAAAUGAUAGAAAGAUUCUAUGACCCUAAAGAAGGAAAUAUAUACUUUGACAAUGUUAACCUAAAGGACAUUAAAUUAAGAAUUCUAAGAGAAUCAAUAGGAUAUGUCUCUCAAGAACCAGUUUUAAUCUUGGGAACUAUCAGAGAUAAUUUGCUCUUCGGUAACAAAGAUGCUAAAGAAGAGGAUAUUGAAAGAUGUCUAAAGCUAGCAAAUGCAACUUUUGUUUACGAUAUGGAAAAUAAACUAGACUCAUAUGUGGGUUCAUCAAGUGUAAUGAAUCUAUCAGGUGGUCAAAAACAAAGAAUUGCAAUUGCUAGAGCACUUAUUAAAAACCCACAAAUUCUCAUAUUGGAUGAGGCUACCAGUGCCCUUGACCCAAAGAGUGAAAAAGAAGUUUAGGAUGCUAUUGAUGAAAUUUCACACAAAGAUUCAAGGCUGACUAUUAUCAUGAUAGCACAUAGACUUUAAACUAUAAUGACUGCUUAAAAUCUCCUUUACUUAGAAGCUAAAAACAGUGUAGUACCAGCUACAAAAGGCACAGCUGAAUAUGAUGUUAUAAUGAAUAGGCUACAAGAACAAAAUUAUGCUCAUCAAAAAGAUGAUCCUGAUAGCCCAAAUAAAUCACCAACUGACAAAGUAAGCAAAAGAGUGUUAAAAGACAAAAGUGUACCUAGAAUGAUGACAGAUAAGAGUGAUGGAAAUUAAGAUCCAGAAUUAGCUGAAAAUGAUUAAGAUGUAAGAGAACCUAAACCAGUUGGAAUGCUUAAAAUUAUGGCAUUUUACAGUCCUAAAUGGCUUGCCUACAUUACCUAUGUUCUAACAAUAAUCAACUCAUUCGGCUUCCCAAUCUACGGUCUGGUGUUCUCAAAAAUUCUGUUCAUUAUGUUAGUGCCUCAACUUCCAACUUUUACUCAAGAUAGAAAUCUAUGGUGUGGUUUGUUUAUCUUACUUGCAUUUGCAAUAGCUUUCUUUGGUUACCUUAACAAGAUUACCUAUGCCUUCCUAGGAGAGAACUUAACAUUUACAAUUAGAACUAAGCUAUUUGAAUCAAUCUUACACAAGCAUUUAGGUUGGUUUGAUAACAAGGAUAGAGCACCAGGUAUAUUGAGUAAUGUUCUUUCAUAAGAUAUUACUUUAUUGAAUGGAUUGACUACAGAAACUAUUGCCAAUAUUCUUGAAGCUUCCCUCUGUCUUAUAGUUGGAUGUAUACUAGCCUUUGUAUUCACAUGGAAAAUGGCAUUAGUGACAUUAGCUACUUGCCCAUUUGUUAUUCUUGGUGGAAUCGUCAUGUCUAGACUUUAAUGGAGUAAGAAUAAAUAGCAAGGUGGACUCAAGGAAAAAGGUUAUUAAGAUCCUUAUCAAAGAGCAAAUGCCCUUUUGUCAGAUAUGAUUAUGAACUAUAGAACAGUCAUCAGUUUCGGACAAAAAAAUAUUGAUUUUGUCAUGACAAAAUAUGAUAAACUUUUAGAAGAACCUAACUCUAUAGGAGUAAGAAAUGCACACAUUGCUGGAUUCUUUUAUGGAUAUUCUCAAUGCAUUAGAUUUCUCUUCUUGGCUUUCAUAUUCUACAUUUCGUCAAUCUUUAUCUACGAUUACAAAGAUAGAUCAGAUGAUACUUAUAUUGGAGUAUAUAUUCUAUUCGUUGCUGCUCUUGGUAGUGGUAUUGCUAUAUCAUAAGCCCCAUCAGUAAGCAAGGCAAGAGUAGCUGCAGGUAAAGUCUUUGACAUUAUUGAAGAGGAAUCUAAGAUUGAUACUAGAACAGGCAAAGGUGAGAAAUUAAUCAAAUCUGGCGAAAUUGAACUGUUAGACGUUGAAUUCAAGUAUCCAUCAAGAACCCAAAAAGUCCUCAAAAAGAUGAACAUGAAAAUCCCAUCUACCAAAAAGAUCGCUUUAGUUGGGCAUUCUGGAUGCGGAAAGAGCACUAUUGCAAAUCUUCUUCUGAGAAUGUACGAUGUUAACGGUGGAUCACUCAUGAUUGAUGGAAUAGAUAUCAGAGAUUAUGAUAUUAAAGCACUAAGACAGCAAAUAGGAAUAGUUAUGCAAGAACCACUUUUAUUUAACAUGUCAAUUAAGGAUAACAUCCGCUAUGGUAAUGAAAAAGCAUCUGACUAAAGAGUAAGAGAAGUUGCUGAGAUGGCAAAUGCAUUGCAAUUUAUAGAGUCAAACAUUGAAGACUUAUCAAAAGAAGAUGUAAAGGAAGCUAUUGAAAAAGGCUUUAAAGAAUAUAUCAAUGAUGAGAAAGUUAUGAAAGACUAUCCUAAUUUCUAAAUUCUUUCCAAGAAAUACUUUGAUGAGAAGGUCUUUAAUAUUGAUGAAUUGCUGUUAAUAGAUGAAGUUCUUAAGAAAGCUGAUGCUGAUUUGAGAGUAAUGGUUAACACAAACCUCGAUAGAUUCAUCAAUGUUAUGCAAGAAAGUAGCAAGCUAAAGGGUAUUAAAUGGGAUGAUAUUGUUCUGAGAUUUGAAUGGUCUUUUGAAGCUGAUAAAAUAGAAGAAUACCUUAACAGUGCUAAGGUAGCAGAUGUGAAGGACAUAUACAAGAACCCUGUUAAGAAUGCACUCAAAAAUUUCAAGACUAAAUUUGAUCUUAAAACCAUUAAGGACUAUUUGGAGUAAGUUGUUUUACAAGAAAAGCCAGAAGAUACUGAGUUUAUUCUCUAGAACUUUAUAAAAGCUAGUUUCGAUCGCCUUAAGGAAUAAAACAAUUACAGAAUUAAGUCUCUUCAUCAGUCAAAUACUAAUGAUUCAGACUUCUAAUUGCAUGAGGGCUUCAAUAAGAUAUGUGGACUAAAGGGAGCACUGCUUUCUGGUGGACAAAAGCAAAGAGUUGCUAUCGCUAGAGCACUAAUUAAGGAUCCAAAGAUUCUUAUCCUUGAUGAAGCUACUUCUGCUUUAGAUGAAUAAUCAUAAGAACUUGUCCAAUAAGCUCUUGAUAGAGCUAUGGAAGGUAGAACUAGUGUUGUUAUUGCGCACAGACUCAGUACAAUCAGAAACUGUGAAUGGCUCUUUGUGAUACACAAGGGUAAAGUUGCAGAACAAGGAACCUACGAGGAACUCUCAAAUAAUCCUAAUUCAUACUUCUAUAAGUUGAAAUCUGGCAUGGAAAUGUGA